AUGCUGAAUAACGCCGGGUACUCAAAGGACAAGAUGAGAGAUACUGAAAAGUAUCCUAUCAAUACAGUAUAUGACCGCCACGAACACUCCAUAAUACAUUCUUUACCAGCUGUAAAACGAAUAAAAUUAUGGUUACGAUUCAUAUUGAAGCGACUUAUUGUACUUUUACUACUUAUACAGGCAUUUUUAACAAUCAGAGUUUGGCUGGACCCAGAAGGUGAACACAUACAAUACAUCCAUCAUUUUAUAAAGCAUCAUGAACCCAACAAAUCGAUAAAUCCCUCGAAGCUUUAUGAAAAGAUGAUGUUUAACACAGAAAUGAUAUGGCCAGAUGAAUACUCAUACAAGAAUAAUUUGUUAACUGUUCAAAUAGGGCAAAAUAAGGGACAAAUAUUACAAUCAAUCGAUGACCUUAAAUUUUACGAUAAUGACCCUCGACUCAUAUGGUCUGUUCUACUAGAUUAUUUAUCAAAGGAAGGUCCUGAUCAAAUUCCUUUCUCCUGGUAUGACUGGAGUGACUAUCAACAAUAUAACAGGAUAUUGGCACUAUCAGAUGAGGUCAAAUCUCGAGUCAACUGUGCUGUGAUGUAUAGCCCAGGUUUCGAUAAACAACUUCUUCUGGAUAUAGAGGCUGAGAUUAAUGAGCCAUUAUUCCAAGUAAACAGACAUCGUUACAGCGAGCAAUAUUGGUAUAAGGUAUUGGCAAGGAAAGCAAAAUUCAUCAACUUGGUAGAUUACUGUAGCGAUGGUAUUACGUCAAGAUUUGAUUUACCAGUUAAUAUAAAGAAACCCCAAGCUCAUGCUACACCUGAGCAAUAUGAAUUCCAAAAUAAGGCCUUCAUGAUGAGAUCAAAACUUCAUAUGCCUUUCUCUUUAACUAUUCUUAAUAAAGAUAGAAGUUUUUUCCAAGUACCAAUUUCAACCGAUAUUAACCCUCAGAAUAUCAUCGAAUCUGAGCUCUUGGCCAAAUUUAUUGAAAAAAAUAAAGUCAAUGAAGAUGAUCAGGAUUUGGUAUUCAACCACACAAUUUUGUUUGAUCAAUUUUUGGAGAGUAAAUCUAAUGAAAAAUAUAAGCUCAAAAACCCAGAAUUAACGGACAGAAUACACGAUGAAUUGUUAGUUCACGUCAAAGAGAAUGAUUUUAUAUUUGAUCCACUGGAAAGGAUAGCUUACCUCGAAAAGGAGGAACAUCUAACAACCCAUCAAAGAAAAUAUUUAGAAAGUCUGAAAUAUUCAAUAACGGUAGACCCUUUACUUCAAAAGAAACAUUUCAAUGAAGCUAGAGAUCUUUUACUUUAUUCCAAGUCCGGAUCUCAUAGAGAUGCCCGAUUUUUCUACAAUAGUUUCAACCCAGAUAUCGACGGAAUAGAAUACCAGAUGAAAAUGAACUCCCUGAUAAGAAACUUUCUGAAGUUUACUAAAGCCAAUGGAUUAAUUACGUGGCUAUCGCAUGGAACACUGUUCAGUCAUUUAUACAAUGGUCUAACCUUCCCAUGGGAUGAUGAUUUCGAUUUACAAAUGCCAAUUAGACAUCUUAAUAUGCUGGCCGAGCACUUCAACCAAUCACUAAUUCUCGAAGAUCCUAGGGAAGGAAACGGAAGAUUUUUAUUGGAUGUAUCAUCUACUAUAACCAUAAGGACUAACGGAAAUGGUAACAACAAUAUUGACGCCAGAUUUAUUGAUGUAGAUUCUGGUAUUUAUAUCGACAUCACCGGUUUGAGUGUCUCAUCACAAUACACACCAAAAUACGCCGAGAAUUAUAUCGUAGACAGGCCAAACGAUAAAUCAAAAUCUUCAGAAUUAGAGUACCAUAAUUACGAGCCUUUCAAAUACGGCUUUAAUCAGGAUAACUUUGAUGAUCUUUCGACCAGAGUCCGCAAUAAUGAGAUAUUGUCUAUGGAAGAAAAGGAUACUUUAUUGAAGCUGGCAGCCUCAGAAAGUCAGCGGAAAAGGAAGAAUAAGAGAUUUGUGGAUGAAGAACUAAGCUCGGAACAAAGAUUUACUAAUCAUCUGGAAAAGAAGUUAUACAAUUGUAGAAAUGGUCAUUUCAUUUCGUUUGACUCUUUGAGCCCAUUGUAUAAUUCAAUUUACCACGGUCAAUCUGCUUUAAUCCCUAGAAAACCCAUCCAACACUUAGAGCAUGAAUAUAAGCUAACAAAAACUUACGGAUUCCUUACCUUCGAAGGUAAUAUUUACUUGCCUGGAAUGAAACUCUGGUAUUCAUUCAAAGAUAUACGUAAUAUUAUCAGACUGGCUGUGGACCAGUCAGUACCUAUACCUACAAAUUUGCAUCAAUUGAGAGGUAUUGACCAUUAUUUUCUGUUGAAGGCUUUCUUAAUUCAAAACAUGCACGAUGCCAUAGCUAUCACACAUAAUACCUUUGAAGCUACCUCAUUUAGACUCAAGGAACUUGAGAUUAUGUUUGACAGAAAUUUGAGCUUUGAAAGAAUUGUCGAUGCAUUUAAAGUAUUCCGCCGAGAGAAGGGGCGCAACAUUAUGAAUCCCUUUAAGGAUCCCACUCUUUUCAGCUAUGAAAAAAGGCUAUUUAAUAAGCUGGUCAAAGACAAGGAUGUAUUGGCUAUCGCAAAGAUCAAAGAGAACGUUUGCAGCAAGUUAAUUCUGAGAACUUGGCACUCUAUUCAGGAAAUAUUGGAAAAAAGAUACAACGGUUUUGAAGUUAUUGUUAAUGAUAACGAACCCCAUAACUUAAAUUAUGCUGGAUUGAACUAUGAAAAUGAUGAAAACUUAUCAAAUUAUCCAGUCUUUGAAUCCGAUUCUGACCUUAUAGAGAAUAUAAUUGUACAGUAA
Molecule: messenger RNA, 2808 nt
Organism: Nakaseomyces glabratus
Lineage: Eukaryota; Fungi; Ascomycota; Saccharomycetes; Saccharomycetales; Saccharomycetaceae
Gene: MNN14
Product: Mnn14p
Source: RefSeq, a predicted model, not a curated record